Pseudogymnoascus destructans is the source of this 2359-nucleotide messenger RNA. It is a transcript of the gene RBG1, whose product is annotated as GTP-binding protein rbg1. The transcript has 4 exons. Lineage: Eukaryota; Fungi; Ascomycota; Leotiomycetes; Thelebolales; Thelebolaceae. The record is from RefSeq and is a predicted model, not a curated record. The coding region runs from base 85 to 1188 and encodes 367 amino acids. Gene Ontology annotation, molecular function: GTP binding; GTPase activity. Gene Ontology annotation, cellular component: cytoplasm. Gene Ontology annotation, biological process: cytoplasmic translation.
ACCAGUUUGCGCAACGACAACACCGUGGGAAACCACGAAACAACUUUAGCAAGGGGGCAUUUGACAAGAGAUACAACAGCAAUCAUGUCGACCACAGUAGAUAAGAUCAAGCACAUCGAGGAGGAGAUGGCCAAGACCCAAAAGAACAAGAACACCUCCUUCCAUCUUGGUCAACUUAAAGCCAAACUUGCGAAACUCAAGCGCGAGCUCCUCACUCCUUCAUCUAGCGGUGGUGGUGGCGGGGCAGGCUUCGACGUUGCGCGCACAGGUGUCGCCUCCGUGGGCUUCAUCGGCUUCCCCUCCGUAGGAAAGAGUACACUGAUGAGUCGGCUGACUGGUCAACAUUCCGAGGCUGCGGCAUACGAGUUCACAACGCUCACAACGGUUCCUGGUCAGGUGGAGUACAACGGUGCGAAGAUUCAGAUGUUGGAUUUACCCGGUAUUAUUGAGGGAGCGAAGGACGGAAAGGGUCGUGGACGACAGGUUAUCGCCGUGGCGAAGACGUGCCAUUUGAUUUUUAUCGUGCUGGACGUGAAUAAGCCGUUGACGGACAAGAAGGUCAUCGAAGCGGAACUGGAGGGCUUCGGGAUCCGUGUCAACAAGUCGCCGCCGAAUAUCGUCUUCAAGAAGAAGGAUAAGGGUGGACUGAGCAUCACCAACACCGUCCCGCUGUCGCACAUCGACCAUGAUGAGAUCCGUGCCGUCAUGCAGGAGUACAAGAUUAGCAGCGCAGAUAUCGCCAUUCGCUGCGACGCCACCAUCGACGACUUGAUUGAUGUGCUCGAGGCGAAGAGCCGGAGUUACAUCCCUGUUAUAUACGCACUGAACAAGAUUGAUGCCAUCAGUAUCGAGGAGCUGGACUUGCUGUACCGGAUUCCAAACGCUUGCCCGAUUAGUUCCGAGCACGGCUGGAAUGUCGACGAGCUCAUGGAGCAGAUGUGGGAGAAGCUAAAGCUAGUCCGCGUAUACACCAAGCCGAAGGGCAAGCUGCCCGAUUACUCAUCUCCAGUCGUUCUGCGCUCCACACGCUGCACCGUCGAAGAUUUCUGUAACGCCAUCCACAAAACCAUCGUCGACGACUUCCGCUCAGCGAUCGUUUACGGCAAGUCCGUCAAGCACCAGCCCCAGCGCGUCGGUCUGAGCCACGAGCUCGGGGAUGAAGAUAUCAUCACCAUCGUCAAACGCUGAGCCCAAACCAUCUAAAAGACAGAAAACGAUAAGGAUCCGCGGUUGUAAAUGAGGAGUUGGCGUUGAAGGAUUAAAUGUACGGAGGGCAUAGGGCAGGCUACGACUAGAGAGGGCAGUCGAAGGACGGUGCCAAAACCUAAGGACAGAUGGGUCCUAUAGGGGCGGUAUGCAUACGUACAGACGUAGAAGUGGACAGUGAUGCCUUGGUUCCAUGAGACGACCGGCAGAUUUAAAACACUUCAAAUUUAUAUAUAUAUAUAUAUAUAUAUAUAUAUAUUUUUCGGAUUUCACAUUUAAUAAGCGGCUGCAAGUGGGCAGUUGAAGAAGUAGAAGUAGAAAAGGAAGAGGAAGAAGAAACAGGGUUCUCAAUCCACUCUCCCUUGGAUUUGUUGCUUGGGAAAACAGACUACAGAGUAUUGCGUGGUUAAUUUGCCUCGAUCAAUGCGACAUGAGAACUGGAAUACCGUUCAGUACAGAGUUCACCUAUAUGGCCCCAAUAGAAUAGAUAUAUGCCACCGCUGCCUUCUCGUCACCGCUACCUUCUCGUCACUACCGCAUUCUCGUCGCUACCACGAACUGCCGUCACUCCCCGCUUCACCGUCAUUAUUUUGGCGCCGUAUUCUCUUAUAACUAUAAUUAAAACUUGCUGUUAUUCAUUAUGUGAGUAAAAGUGGGUUGCCCGCAACCCAUAGCUCUCUGGGUAUGCGUCGUUUGUAUCUUGUGGUUGUCAUUAGAAUGGGCGGUCACUAUUCUAGUAUUUAGCUCGAGAAAAUUGAGAUUGUUAGUUCAUUGACGUUGGUGCUACGAUAUCUCGAGGUGGGAUGGAGAUGAUAUAGACGAUGUAAACUGCGUAGCUUCGAGACAGGGGUUGACUGCGAAAUAGGGUGUUGUGCUUGUAUAUCUUGAAUAUAUAUCCUGAACUCCAAUUUGCAUCCCUUCGGUCUAGCCCGCAACAAAGGUAUAUCCCAAGACCAAAAAAUCCUCAAUGCUUGUGUAUCAUCCCAACUCCCACCAUCCCUUAAAAUCACCCUGAAAUCAACACUCCGAUCAAGAGGUAAUACAGUGGUGCCACAUAACCCCCCUUAAAGCUCUGUCUGUGUCGUCCCAGUCGUCUUCAUAAUCCCCCACUUCCACUCCGCCUCAUCACUCCCUCCCUUCAACUUACUCUGAC